ACCCUGAUUUUUGUAGUUAUAAUACAACUGAAUUUUACUAAUUAAUCUGUGGUGUUUAUUUUACAAUAUUUAUUUUACGAAUUUAUGAAAGUAACGUUUGGGCAUUUUUGAUAAAAAGAAAUGACUUCAAAUUCUUCAGUGGAAAGCAUUAUCUCCAAAAACAACGUGAAGAUCUUUCCUGGAGCACUGGUCAGCAAGGAGACUGAGCUGCUGGGAGACAUCACAGUCGGAAGCAUGACCAUCGUUCACCCGAGUGUUAGAAUAAUCGCUGAGGCCGGCCCAAUUGUGAUUGGCGAAAACAACAUCAUUGAAGAGAAGGUGUGCAUAAUCAAUAGGCUGCCGCCAGACAGUGCGACACCCGCGGAUCCCCCGACCUUGACCAUAGGCGCCAGCAACGUGUUUGAGGUGGACUGUUGCAUCGAGGCCAGGAAGAUCGGAGACAACAACGUUGUGGAGUCCAAAGCCUUCGUCGGCAGGGACGUGGAACUGACGAGCGGCUGUGUGAUCGCGGCCACUUGCAGGGUCGAGUCCGCGGAGGUUAUCCCAGAGAACACCGUGAUAUUCGGGGAGAAGUGUUCCCGGAGGAAGCAGGCCGACCGACCGCCGGUGAGUAUAAGGCAGCUCGCUCGCCACUGCACUCAGCUCUCCGGAGUCGCAGCGGCUUUUACGUUGGCUUUACAGAUGAGGAACUUCCGAUUUGGUGAAUUUUAAUACAUAUGCGGCAUGCACUUUUUUUUUUGUGGAACUGUGGCAACUCUGAGAUAAAGCUUUAUCAAACUGUUUAUAUACAAGUUAAAUUAGUCUGAGCAAUCAAAAUUUAAGGCCGCUUGCACGGUCAUAAGUUGAAGCAAAGAGAGUUAUUUCACCAUUUGAUUCACCUGCUAAGUUUUUGCUUUAUUUGACUUAACCUUACUGCAUGGGCCCCAUAGUUUUAAAUAUCUCUAAAUUUCAAAAAAUUAGACCUGUGCAGUUCACAGAUUUUUUGGUUCCGGUUGUGGGUCAUUUUAAAUACCAGGCUCGAAAUAACCUUUUCAAAUCUUUGGUUUCGGUUAUCAGUAUUUUUGAUGCGUUUCUGUUACUUCAUGUAGUGAUAAGUUUAUAAUGUGGGAAAGGUAAACAAACACAUUCUUUCAAUGUGACCAAUGUCUCGCUAUGUAAUAACACACAAAAAAUUUAUGUCAUAGAGUAUAAUUUACAAUGAAUUUGGGGAGGGAUAGGAACCGAAAGACACCAUCUUAGUUUCAAUAAUUUUUGGGCCAUUUUCUUCGUUAGAGCACAGUAUAUUUAAAUAUAAUUCCGGAAGUUCAUAGUGACUGGCUGCUUAAAGCAUUUUAUUUCAAAUACAGUGUUUUCUUGUAUAAUCGUCGCACAUUUUAUUCUAAAAUCAAGUUUGAAAAGUAGGGGUGCGACAAUUGUGCGGAAAAAAUUUUUUGUUAUGUAAAGUUAUUCAUAAAAACAAAACCAGUUCAUGAAAAGUACGUUUAUUUAAAAAAAGGUGGAGUAUACAAUAGCACGCCAAACAAUCUAUAUAUAUUAAUAAUUCCGUAAACAAAAACCUUUCUUCAACUUUAAAUAGAAAAACCAAAACUCUAACGCGAAUGCAAGCCACUUGAAUCUGACAUGAACUAACGUGUCGUCGUACACACUUGCCACGAAAGAAUGCGGGCUAUCAAAUGUAGUAGACAAUCAGAUAAAGGAAAUACCGUUUAAAAACGUCUUUAUAAGAAAAUUUACACGUCAAACAACUUUGUAUUUUUCGUUAAUUUAUUAAGUAAGUGGUAAUGACCAAAAAAAUAUUAGAUUUCUACUUUAAAAUAUACAUUGUUUUAUACGGAAAAGAUACCUACACAAAACGCUUGGCAUCUACUAGCGGGACCAAAAACAUCAUGCGACGUUUACACGAGAAGUUUUUUUUAUCCCAAUUUUGACAGCCUAAAAUAUGGUUGCGACGAUUACGUGCGCGCGACCAUUAUGCGAUAAAACACGGUAAUACAGAAACACACUGUCAUAGCAUAAACACAGUUGAAACAAUAUGGCCUUUUUCAGUUCCUUUCAUAUAUUUGUGGUACUUUUUUUGCCAGUUGGAAAGUUAACGAUUUAUGGCCAUUUGUAGUAUUUGUACAUUAAAGACCAAUUACAAUAUACACAAAUUAUGCAAAUGACACAUAUAACGUUACAAGUAAAGUAUGUUAAAACUGUAGAUUAUAAAGAAAAAAUUAUGUAUGAAUAUUAAGAAAAAGAAAAAAUAUAAAA
Molecule: messenger RNA, 2253 nt
Organism: Bacillus rossius redtenbacheri
Lineage: Eukaryota; Metazoa; Arthropoda; Insecta; Phasmatodea; Bacillidae
Gene: DCTN6-p27
Product: dynactin subunit 6
Exons: 4
Coding region: 121-711 (196 amino acids)
Biological process (GO): mitotic spindle organization
Cellular component (GO): dynactin complex
Molecular function (GO): dynein complex binding
Source: RefSeq, a predicted model, not a curated record